UCUUGAACUCAGUGCUUCGCUGGACAAAGUCAGGAGAGAAUGGAGAUGCGCGGAAGGUAGAAAAUACCACUGCCCCGGACUACUCUCGUCUGCAGCAAUGCUCACUUUUACGUUUGACCGACGAAACGUGUUAGUGGUCAGCCCUGAAUGUGAACACACUCCAGUUACUCGGAAUCAUGUCUUUUUUGAUGAAAAAGAAGAAGUUUAAGUUUCAAGUCCAUUUCACCUUGGAGGAGUUAACAGCAGUGCCGUUUGUCAAUGGGGUGCUGUUCUGUAAGAUUCGGCUCAUUGAUGGUGGGGACUUUGCCAUCUUGUCAUCCAGGGAGGAGGUGCAGCAAAAUUGUGUCCGAUGGAGCAAAAAGUUCUCAUUUAUUUGUAAAAUGAGUGCAAACGCCAUCACUGGUGUGUUGGACCCCUGCGUUUGUAGGGUCUCUGUGCGCAAGGAGCUUAAAGGAGGAAAGGCCUUCUCAAAGAUUGGCUUUGCUGAUCUCAACAUUGCGGAGUUUGCUGGCUCAGGCUCCACAGUCCGCUGCUGCAUCUUGGAAGGCUAUGACACCAAGAACACUCGACAGGACAAUUCCAUUCUUAAGGUAACAAUUGGGAUGACCCUUCUCUCUGGCGAUCCUUGCUUUAAAACGCCUCCCAGCACAGCCAAAACUUUGUCCAUUGGACGUGUGGACGCAACCCUGCAGCUGGACUGUAAGGGGGAAGCUUCUCCAACUUCUCCUCUAAGGGGCAUUGUGGAGGGGAGCCGCCACUUUAAACCAAGACAGUCAUCAGUGCGUAGUAUAGGACUGCCUGAGGAUGGGGAUUCUGUCUCCACUGCAGAGGACGUCUUUCACACACGGCAUGUUCGCAGCUCUAGUUAUGCUAGUCAGCACAGCAAGAUAUCAGGCUACAGCACUGGCCACUCUCGUUCGUCCAGCAUGACUGACUUGAGCCACCAGAGAAAUGCCUCCUGCAGCAGCAGUGCCUCCUGUGGUUUGAACCAACCCUCGACUCCCACUGAAGCACACAGACAGGCCACUCCCACUAAACCUGAACGACCCCCACCACCCUCAGCUGCUGCUCUUAACAGAUCCUCCAGGAGGAAGAAGGUCCAAGUGGAGAAGCAGCACAGUUGUGUGGAUGACACUCGAAUCGAUGCUGAUGACAUUGUGGAGAAGAUUGUCCAGAGCCAAAACUUUUCUGACAGCAGCAACAAUGAAGACAGCAAUUUGAGAUUAUUUGUAAGCAAAGAUGGAACUACUGCACUGAGUGGGACACAGCUCACAAACAGAGUGACUCCUGGUAUAUUUGAGCCAGUGGUGAUUGAGACUCACUGACAUCCAGAUCUCAGAGACACCAACACUACUGUACAAUGUAGUCAUUCACAGUCAGGGGGUGACAUACAAAAAUUUGAUUUUUCAAUAUACCAGCCUUAAAAUUUGCAAAGAGCACUUUCUAUUAUCAGCUGCAUAACUGUUGUAGUAGCAAGUAACUCAUUCUCAAAAAAAGAAAUAGGAAGGAAUAAAAAAAUAAAAAAUAUAUAUUUCAGACUACUUGAAGAAAAAAACAUAAAGAACCACUGCAUUUAGAAACUGUAGUUCAACACUGACGAAAACAUUUAUACAUAAACUAAUGUCAGUGUCACUGGCAUGUUGCUAUGGCACUAUAUCAGUGCUUUAUUUCUAUAAUCACUGUUUUCAUUAUGUACUACUUUGUAUUGUUUUGCACAUGUAAAUUAUCUGAUGAGGAAAAUGGAAACCACUACAAAUGCAUUGUUGUCAAAAUUUGGCCAUGCACAUUAUUUUAUUUCUUUUCUAUAUUUAAUAGUUUUUUAUUGUUUAAGAUUUAGCUUUCCUCGUUGGGACAUAGAAGUUACUCCAAAGAAAUUGCAACAAAACCCAAGUUCAUAUGGCUGGCCAUAUGCAUCUGUGCACUCUUCCACAUUUAUUUUGUAGGUAAUCAACUUAUAACUAUAAUGAAUGUAGAUUUGAUGAUCUGAUUGUCUGACAUCAGUUUAAUUAACCCCAGUCUUUUAAUGAUGAGUGACCUCUGCGUUCCACAAAAAUGUGCUGCUUACUCCUUUUCAUGGGAUCAAGGGAAAAUGUAAUGUUUACUUGAAUAAAAUAGAUUUAAAAGCUUUUACACACACACACACACACACACACACACACAUCCACAUCAUUUUACUGUUAAUGAUGAUGUAUAUGUAAAGGUUUUGUAAAAACGAUUUCAGGACUUCUUAAGAGCACUUUCUGAGCUGAGGUAGUGCUCUAGUGACUUUGGUCACUGGUGUCCUCUGUUGUUGUGGUUUGUGCUACUGAGUCCUGUCGCGGAGGCUCUCACUGAACACUGGUGUGUUACUCUGAGGUCAAAGCUGCAGCUGCAGUGGCACAAAGCUGCUUUUGUACGGACAGUUCAGUGGGCAGCCUCCUCAGUCCUCACCCCAUACAAUCCAGUACUCAAUGUUUCUUCUGGUAAUUUCAGUUUGUUUUGGACAUCCUGAGGAGCCAUGCUGGACAUGUCUAAACUGAUAUUGUGACUCCAUGUAUUAAAACAUUGUCAGUGUUUUCUUUUGUUGUUCUGGUAUUGUGACUGUUAUAAUGGUUUAUUUUUUCUCCUUUUAGACCAGCAGGCUGGUUGCAGAUAGAUUAUAUAUAAUGUGGUGUUCAGCAACUGUGAUUUGAACUAUCUCUCAUUCUAUGUGACUGUAUUCAUUAACUACAUUUAAUGAAUUGCUAUGGCAUGAGGUUCUAGGGUACUUUUUUAUGGGUUGUAAAGAUCUGUAUAUUAUAUUAGAAUAUUGAUAAAUGAUUUAGGCCAACCCAGUUCAAAUUCUUGGUCUAUAAUGUCGAUUCUGCAUUCUGUGUUGGGGUUUUGUAACAUUUUUAAUUAGAUUAAAUGGACUAAUUAAAAAUAAUACUUU
Molecule: messenger RNA, 2911 nt
Organism: Periophthalmus magnuspinnatus
Lineage: Eukaryota; Metazoa; Chordata; Actinopteri; Gobiiformes; Gobiidae
Gene: eeig1b
Product: estrogen-induced osteoclastogenesis regulator 1b
Exons: 12
Coding region: 177-1325 (382 amino acids)
Source: RefSeq, a predicted model, not a curated record